Molecule: messenger RNA, 2155 nt
Organism: Callithrix jacchus (white-tufted-ear marmoset)
Lineage: Eukaryota; Metazoa; Chordata; Mammalia; Primates; Cebidae
Source: RefSeq, a predicted model, not a curated record
AGUAGUGGGAUUACAGGCGCUCACCACCAUGCCUGGCUAAUUUUUGUAUUUUUAGUAGAGACGGUUUCACCAUGUUGGCCAGGCUGGUUUCGAAUUCCUGACCUCAAGUGGUCCGCCUUGGCCUCCCAGAGUGCUGGGAUUACAGUCCACUUUUUUUUUUCCUUAGAGACAGGGUCUCACUCAGGCUGGAGGGCAGAGUGGUUCCAUCUCAGCUUACUGCAGCCUUGACCUCCCAGGCUCAGAUGAUCCUCCCACCUCAGCCUUCCAAGUACAAGUGCACACGACCACACCUGGCUAAUUUUUAAAAUAUUUUUGUAGAGAGAGGGUUUCACCAUGUAGCCCAGGCUGGUCUCAAACUCCUGGACUCAAGCAAUCCACCCACUUCCACCUCCCAAAUUGCUGGAAUUACAGAAACGACGUCUCUCUGUGUUGCCCAGGCUAGGCUCCAACUCCUGAGCUCAGGCAACCCUCACGAUUCGGCCCCUCAAAUUUCUGGUAUUACAGCACCAAAGAGGAGACUAGCUACCCAGCCCAGUCCAGUGAUGCAGGUGCAGGAAGAUGGAGACAACCUCAUCCCCUUUGCCAAGUGUUCCAGGGUGGUCAGCCGAUCUCCACCCCCCAGGUUGCCUUCCCAGAGCCUCAGACCAAUGCCCCAGCGUUAUGGAGACGUCUUCUGGAAGAACCUCAGUCAAAGGCCCAGCCCCAGCUGGAUGGAGGAACAGCACAUUCCACCCAAGCUGAGAACCACUCGUUGCUCCCAGCUUGGUCUGUACCCUCCUGAGCAGCUCCCACCCCCUGAGAUGCUUUGCAGAAGAAAGAAGAGGAGGCUGUGUUUGGAAGGAAUGCAGCAGGGAUUUGGGGGGGUCCCCGCCCGGGUGAGGGCUGUCACUUGCCACCUGGAGGACCUAAGAAGGCGUCAGAGCAUCAUCAAUGAACUGAAGAAGGCCCAGUGGGGUAGCUCUGGGGCUGCAUCUGAGCCAGUGGUGCUUGGAAAAGAGGGCUGUGGAUUCCCCAGCACCAAUGAAUACCCUGAUCUACAAGAGGAGAGGGCAACCUAUCCACAGGAAGAGAACCGUUUUCCCACUCCUGGCAAAGCCCAGCUGCUUUGGUCUCCCUGGAGUCCCCUGGGUCAGGAGGAGGCUUGUGCCUUCAGGCAGCCACGCUCUCUGGCCUCCUUCAGCACUGUCACAGCCAGGAGGAACCUCCUGCACAAUCCCUGGGGGGAUGGAGUUGGAGUCUGAAGAGUAAGGAGAUCUGAUGCCAAGAUGAUAGUGGUGCCUCAGGGACCCAAGACUAGUUUGACACUAGAAUCAACCCCAUUGCUGACAUGAAGGUGUUUCCCCUUCCUUAGCCUCUCCAACUGCCUUUCCCAUUCUCUGAACUAGGCAUUAACAGCCUGCCCCCCACCCCGGGCUCCCAUCUCAACCCACCGCUCUCACAAGAGCACCCCCAAGUCCUGUUUUCCUCUAGGCCCCGCUCCUGGCCUUGUGUUCUCUCUGCUCUGUUAUUAAAAAGCAAGCAAGUGAAGCCCGAGUCAUCUUUCUUCCUGGGAAGCAGUGAUGGAGAGGCCAAUUGAGGAGGGUUCCUUUCACUUUUUCGAGGACCCAACUACAGUGAAGUCGGGCUGGGUCCCCAAAUUCAAGGAGUCUUGUCCGAGGCGAGAAGGGUCCUGAUCCCCGUCCAGCGUUCCUCGCCCAGCCCGUAGGGUUCCAGCACUGGACCGCCGCCCGUUUCAUUCUCUAGGAUGGGGCAUCAGACUGCCGAGCUUCCGCCUCCAGGACCCUGGAAUCCUAGCCCUCAGCGUUGCUGCCCUUUUGGGGACUUCCCAGCAGUCUGUCCCUCGGCCUGGCUCAGAGCCCUAGAAGCCGAGUCCCUCUGCCCAGCGCCCCACCCAGAACCCCACGUGUGCUGACCCCAGGUUCCCUUCCUGACCCCAUCCCCUUAAUUGGGAGGCCCCGCCCCGUGCGCAGUGACGUCGGACGCCGCUGUCAGCCGCCGCUGGGGGGGGUCGGUGUGGGGUAGAAUGGCCGCUGCCGCCGUCACCCGCGGGACCCCUGGAGCACAGACUCCCCCUCCCCCCGGCCCCUCAGGCCGGGGGUGACCUUGCCCCUUGGAGCCCUCACCAUGAAUACCAAGGACACCACUGAGGUUGCUG